UGUCGUUUCCUUUCUCAAGUUGUCGUAUGUCGUUUUAGCGGCGAGAAGAAAUGCUAUCUGUCUCAUCCCACGGCUGAUUGCACUGUGCGGUUUGAGUUUGACUUCGACAGCACUGAAUCUGGGAUUCGUUAGUCCUCAGUGUGUUUCACCGUCUCCAGCUUCAGCACCUAUGACUCGAGUGCCUCAGGCCCUUCUCCUUCUUCUGCUCUGUACCAGUCUCGCUUUAUCGGCUCCUCCAGUGGCAGCUUCUCCGGCGGAUCACCGGUACAAUGUUCUCGAUCCCAUCCCUUUGUUUGUCAAUAAAGUGGGUCCCCUUAACAAUCCCAGCGAGACAUACGAUUACUAUGAUUUACCAUUCUGCCACCCAGACCCAAUAAUUAGAAAGAAAGAAUCCCUCGGGGAAGUUUUGAAUGGUGAUCGCUUGAGCAAUACUUUAUACCAGUUGAAAUUCCGGGAGCACAAAAUUGGUGAGACCUUGUGUCAAAAGAAGCUUACGAUUGAUGAAGUUGCAAAAUUCAAGCAGGCAAUAAUCGAUGAAUUUUACUUCCAGAUGUACCUUGAUGAUCUUCCAUUCUGGGGUUUCAUGGGUAGAGUUGAAGAGGAAAGCUGGACUGUUGGUGGCAAGGGCCCAAAGUAUUACCUUUUUAAACAUGUUCAGUUUGAUGUCCUUUACAAUGGAAAUAAAGUCGUGGAAAUAAAUGCAUUUGGCGAUCCAAGUCUUGCUGUAGAUAUAACUGAAAAUGUUGGUGUUGAUGUUAAGUUCACUUAUUCAGUUAUCUGGAACGCCACUUCUAUACAUUUCGAGAACAGGAUGGACAGAUACUCUAGAACUUCACUGCUGCCUAUUUAUCAAAAGGUUCAUUGGUUCUCAUUUGUCAACUCAAUUGUUAUCAUUUUUCUACUGAUGGGUUUGCUUACAGUGCUUUAUAUGCGGCACCUGAAGAGUGCUUUGAAAAGAUCCUCUACUGUAAAUCAUGAAGACGAUAUAGAGGUUGGUUGGAAGUAUAUUCAUGGAGAUGCAUUUCAACAACCUCCAAACUCACCCUUAUUUUUUGCUGUCCUGGGCACGGGUACCCAAUUGCUAAUCUUGGUUUGUGUAUUACUAUUUCUAGCAUGUAUUGGUACCCUCUAUCCCUACAAUCGUGGAAGACUACUAAACUAUCUUGUCCUGCUGUAUGUUCUUUCUUCUAUUCUUGCUGGCUACUCAGCAUCAUAUUUCUACGCCCAGUUUGCUCAGAAUGGAUGGGAGAAAAGUGUUUUUCUAUCGGGAAUACUGUACACUGGACCAGUGUUUGUUACAGCCUCUAUCCUGAACAUCAUUGCAUUAUCUUAUGGGGCCACCAAUGCACUCCCAUUUGGCGCUAUUGUUGUGAUCCUUAUCUCAUUUAUAUUUCUUGUGAUCCCCUUGCUUGCACUUGGUGGAGUGAUUGGAUAUCGGUUUAGAUCUGAAUUUAAAGUCCCCUAUACUACAAAGAGGCAUCCUAGGGAGAUUCAGUGGCGUGCUUGGUAUAGGAGAACACCCUGUCAAAUGUUUAUUGGGGGUCUUAUACCUUUUUGUGCUGUUGUCCUUCAAUUACACCAGUUGUAUGCAAGUAUGUGGGGCUACAAAAUAUACACUCUUCCUGGCAUGUUGUUUGUCACCUUCAUUACUGUCAUUGUGAUCACUGCACUCGUCAGUAUUGGUUUGACAUACAUUCAAAUAUCUGUUGAAGACCACGGUUGGUGGUGGAGAUCUGUGCUGUGUGGGGGCUCAACGGCCAUUUUCAUGUUCUUGUAUAGCAUCUACUUCUGUAUGAGAUCUAGUAUGAGUGGCUUAAUGCAGCUAUCUUUCUUUAUUGGCUAUAAUGCAUGCAUGUGUUACGCGUUCUUCUUAAUACUGGGUGUAAUCAGUUUCCGAGCUUCGUUACUGUUUGUUUGCCAUAUAGAUCAUGCUGUUAAAAGGGAGUGAAUAUACUCGUAGCCUCUAGGACACUGUCCUGGAAAGAAGCAGAAAAUGAAAUCUACCUGGAUAUGAUAGUGUGUUUCAGCCAUGAAUUUUCAUACAAUGGCACAUCGAUACAGGUUUGUAGAGUGCACUACAACGUACUUUCUUGGCCACAUAACUCAAAGCAUCAGCAGAGAAAGAGACUGCAUAUUUUAAAAGGUUCUGUAAUGACCUCAAAUUUAAGAUGGUCUUUCUCAUGGCCUGAGCUUCUUCGGUUUUUUUUUUUUUUUUUAACCGUGAGGAGGUUUUGAUUGUUAAAUGCUAGAUUGAUAUUUAAAUUAGGUUUCCAGGCUUCUGUUUCCAAAGAUUGUUUAUUUACCUGGCUAACAGGUAGUGCGUUGCAAGAUUCUACCACCGAGAAGACACACACACACACACACUCUCUCUCUCUCUCUCUCUCUCUCUCUCUCACUAUUAGAUGCAUUUUUUCACCUUUUCAUUGUACUGAUAACUGAAUGUUAAGUCAAAGUGUGAAUCUUUAUCCAUUUGAAGGGAAAAAGAAAAUUUAUCCUUUGAAGAGGUAGGACUCCAUAAAAUAAUCCCAUAACGAAA
Molecule: messenger RNA, 2536 nt
Organism: Prosopis cineraria
Lineage: Eukaryota; Viridiplantae; Streptophyta; Magnoliopsida; Fabales; Fabaceae
Product: transmembrane 9 superfamily member 5
Exons: 7
Coding region: 170-1948 (592 amino acids)
Biological process (GO): protein localization to membrane
Cellular component (GO): membrane
Source: RefSeq, a predicted model, not a curated record